CUAUAAUAACUUCCAUUGUUAGAAUCUGCAAGGUUGGCAAGCCAAAAGAACACAACACACUUGCCUCUCUCUCUCUCUCUCUCUCUCUCUCUCUCUCUCUCUCUAUUAUAACAGAGAAUAAGCAUUGAAAGAGCGGCUUUUACACUCUACGUGACAACUUCCACCCACAUCAUCUCCCAUAUAUAAACCAUACAUUCAACUUUCCAUCUCGAUCUCCUUGUAUUUCCACUUAUCUUUCUCUCAAUUGCCCCACUUCGAUUCUACGUGAUGGUUGAAAUACGAGAAGAGAUCAUCGAAUGUAAUACGGACCGCCACAGAGGGCAGACCAUAAUGAAAGGCAAGCGCAUGAAGCGUCAGAGGGCCCCGUCUCCUCUCGCGUUAACAAUGGCUUGCAGCUCAUCCGAGGACCGCACAAGCAGCAUCUCCCAAGGUGGAAGGUUUGUUGCCUGUGAUAAUGUUUCCUCAUCAGGUACUGGUGGGCGGGACUCAUCAGUUGAUCGAGGUGUGGAAGGCGUGGGAAUGGAAGAGGAGGACAUGGCAUACUGCCUGAUUCUCCUGGCUGGAGGCGAGAGGGUUAGAAAACCUCUCUCACCGGCGGAGCCUGCCACCGUGAGUACAAGUGCUAGCGGCAAUGGCGGUAACAAAAUAAGCGGGGUGGAUUUGUAUCAGUGUAAGACGUGUAACCGGUGCUUCCCCUCGUUCCAGGCUCUUGGCGGACACCGUGCAAGUCACAAGAAACCUAGACCAACCGUGAACACAUAUCGGAAUGAGAAAAGCUUGUCACUGGCCGUGGCGAACCCGCCUGUCGUGGGUGAUACUGAUGGAUCAUUGUUCAUGGCACUUUCACUGCAGAUACCGGCUGGCCAGGGGGCGCCUGCCCAGAAUGGCGCCGGCAAAUCCAAGGUUCACGAGUGCUCAAUCUGUGGGGCUGAGUUUACUUCCGGCCAGGCGUUGGGGGGUCACAUGAGGCGGCACAGGACACUCGUGCCCGCUCAACCUACAGCUAUUGGUGUUGGACCAUCUGGCAAUAAUAUUAGUUUCCAGGCACAAGACACCGUGAAGAACUCAAGGAACAAUUUGCACUUGGAUCUCAAUCUUCCGGCACCAGAAGACCGUGAAUCGAAAUAUAGCAGUUUAACAACGUCAAAAGAGCAAGUCCUCGUCUUCUCGGCAUCUCCUUUGGUCGACUGCUAUUACUAGGCAGCUAGGGCUUUGAUUCAUGUACUUUUGCGACAUCAUCCUUUCAUUUAUCUAUUGUUGUGAAUUAUCAAUUAGUUACUUACAAUCAAGCACGAAUAUAAUUGUUAGAUA
Messenger RNA from Punica granatum (pomegranate), 1311 nucleotides. NCBI's taxonomy places the organism in Eukaryota, Viridiplantae, Streptophyta, Magnoliopsida, Myrtales, Lythraceae. The record is from RefSeq and is a predicted model, not a curated record.